Messenger RNA from Scomber japonicus (chub mackerel), 552 nucleotides. Its product is annotated as gamma-crystallin N-B. Gene Ontology annotation, molecular function: structural constituent of eye lens. Gene Ontology annotation, biological process: lens development in camera-type eye; visual perception. The transcript is spliced from 5 exons. The record is from RefSeq and is a predicted model, not a curated record. The coding region runs from base 1 to 552 and encodes 183 amino acids. NCBI's taxonomy places the organism in Eukaryota, Metazoa, Chordata, Actinopteri, Scombriformes, Scombridae.
AUGUCGCAGUACUCUGGAAAGAUUACCUUCUACGAGGGGAAAUGCUUCACCGGCAGGAAGCUGGAGGUCAGAGGUGACUGUGAUAACUUCCAGGACCGCGGCUUCAUGAACAGGGUGAACUCCAUCCGUGUGGAGAGCGGCGCCUGGAUCUGCUACGAUCAUCCCGACUUUAAGGGCCAGCAGUACAUCCUGGAGCACGGAGAGUACCCCGAAUUCCAGAGGUGGAACUCCCACAACGACCACAUGGGAUCCUGCAAGCCCAUCCGCAUGCACGGAGAGCAUUACCGCAUCGAGCUGUUCGAGGCUUGUAACUUCUCCGGUCAGUGUGUCGACAUCUGUGACGACUGUCCCUUCCUGCAGAGCCGCGGACUCUCCAAGAACUGCAUCAACUCUGUCAAGGUGUACGGAGACGGAGCCUGGGUGAUGUACGAGGAGCCAAACUUCCGUGGCCGUAUGUAUAUCGUGGAGCGUGGAGACUACUGCAGCCAUAACGAGUGGCAGGCCCAGAACCCCAACAUCCAGUCCAUCCGCAGAGUCGUCAACUACUUCUAA